AUGGACACUCCACGCCGAUUGCCCGAUGUGCACUGGAUCUGUCGUGGGUUUAUCCACGCAUUGCGUUUAAGAUUCCGAAGUCUCGAGAAUUCAAACAGAGCAGUUUCUAAAGAGCUCGAAACAUACCGAAUAUUCUCGCAGAGUCCACCUUGUCCGUCUAUUGUUACAAUUGUGGAAAAGCCCGAGCCUCUUUCUUUACGCAAAGAAUGGAUGAAUGACUUCGCUCAAGCUGUCGCAUUGGGAAUCUCCUCACCUCGCUCAUGGCGACUUAUGGCCUGA
Molecule: messenger RNA, 279 nt
Organism: Penicillium argentinense
Lineage: Eukaryota; Fungi; Ascomycota; Eurotiomycetes; Eurotiales; Aspergillaceae
Product: protein kinase
Exons: 3
Coding region: 1-279 (92 amino acids)
Source: RefSeq, a predicted model, not a curated record